Rasamsonia emersonii CBS 393.64 is the source of this 915-nucleotide messenger RNA. Its product is annotated as Proteasome subunit alpha type-5. The record is from RefSeq and is a predicted model, not a curated record. NCBI's taxonomy places the organism in Eukaryota, Fungi, Ascomycota, Eurotiomycetes, Eurotiales, Trichocomaceae. Gene Ontology annotation, biological process: ubiquitin-dependent protein catabolic process. The transcript is spliced from 2 exons. The coding region runs from base 1 to 915 and encodes 304 amino acids. Gene Ontology annotation, cellular component: proteasome core complex, alpha-subunit complex; nucleus; proteasome core complex.
AUGUUCAUCGCGCGAUCAGAAUACGGUAAGCUCGCACCACACGUCUAUGCGUCGUCCAAGCUAACCUCUCUCCGCAGACCGUGGAAUCAAGUAUGGCCAUCCUGUAUCUCUGUUUGUUUUUCGCAGGAACGAUGUCUGACCGUCUUCGCCAGCACCUUCUCGCCCGAAGGUCGUUUGUUCCAGGUCGAAUACUCUCUUGAAGCUAUCAAGCUAGGUUCCACAGCAAUCGGCGUUGCUACGUCCGAAGGUGUGAUUCUCGGUGUCGAGAAGCGCGUUACGUCUACCCUCCUUGAAGCCUCGUCCGUUGAGAAGAUCGUCGAGAUCGACCACCACAUCGGCUGUGCCAUGUCCGGCCUGCAGGCCGAUGCGCGGUCCAUGAUCGAACAUGCACGUGUGGAGUGCCAGAACCACGCCUUCCACUUCGCUGAGCCGCUCCGCGUGGAGAGCUGUACGCAGGCAAUAUGCGACCUCGCCCUGCGGUUCGGAGAAGGUGCAGACGGGGAAGAGAGCGUCAUGAGCAGGCCAUUCGGUGUGGCUUUGUUGAUUGCAGGCUAUGAUGAGGACGGACCCCAACUGCACGUUCACCCGGAGACAAGAACACCGGAAAUAAUAGCUGACCAGUAUUUUCCUUGUGAUCUGCAGAUAUCACGCCGAACCCUCCGGGACAUUCUACCGAUACGACGCCAAAGCCAUCGGGUCCGGCAGCGAGGGCGCCCAGGCCGAGCUGCAGAACGAGUACCACCGCUCGAUGACCCUAGCCGAGGCCGAGACGCUCGUCCUGAAGACCCUGAAGCAGGUGAUGGAGGAGAAGCUCGAUUCGAAGAACGUCCAGUUGGCGAGUGUCACGAAGGAGAAGGGGUUCCGGAUCUACGACGAAGAGGAGAUGGCUCGGGCAGUCAGCACGUUGGGUGCUAA